CAUGCCGUCCACGGUGCUGCUGAAUCUGUUCCGUUGUGGUCGUUCGUCCAUCGGUAGACGGACCAUUCUCGCCGUACGGUCCUCAACGGAGACACCGUCCGAGCAGGUGGGUGGAGCGUUGUUGGGGUUGGUGAGCGUGCGUCAAGCAAGCGGGUCAAUGCGAUUCGACAGUGAUGGCAGCGGCCGGCCAGUGACUUGGGACUCAUUUGGUAUUUGGGAUAACAGGAUAGAAGAACCUAUACUGCUGCCUUCCAGUAUAAAAUAUGGAAAACCCAUUCCACAGGUCAGUCUGUCUCGAGUCGGCAGUGCCUCCGUUCUGGGUCUCAGGAAGCAGAACGAAGACCGUCUCCGUAUCGCCCGUAUCCAUGACAACGUGCUGUACUUUGCUGUGUUUGACGGCCACGGCGGCCCACACGCCGCCGACUACUGCUACGCCUUCAUGGACAAAUUCAUCAGAGACGCUUUGGAGGAGGACGAUGAUUUGGAGAGAGUUUUGAAGAAAGCCUUUUUAGACGCCGACAAGGCUCUACACACACAUCUCAGCUACUUCAACAAUGCCUCCUUCCUGACAGCCGGCACCACGGCAACAGUUGCUAUACUCCGUGAUGGACUGGAGCUGGUGGUCGGCAGCGUUGGCGACAGUCGGGCAAUGCUUUGCAGGAAGGGAAUAGCCACCAAACUCACCACGGACCACACCCCCGACCGCAGAGAUGAGAGACAACGGAUCCAGAGGUUUGGCGGUUAUUUGGAGUGGAACAGCGUGGGUCAGGCGAACGUUAACGGGCGUCUCGCCAUGACGCGCAGCAUCGGAGACUUUCACCUCAAGUCCAGUGGCGUCAUUGCAGAACCGGACACGCUCCGGCUCAAAAUCCAACACGCCAACGACUCUUUCCUGGCUUUGACGACGGACGGCAUCAACUUCCUGCUGAGUGACCAGGAAAUCUGCGACGUCAUCAACCAGUGCCACGACCCCACCGAGGCUGCUGACGUCAUCGCUGAACAGGCGCUGCAGUACGGCUCCGAGGACAACGCCACCAUCGUCAUCGUUCCGCUCGGAGCCUGGGGGAAACAUCAGAGCUCGUCCGCCAGCUACAGCAUGAGCAGGAACUUCGCAUCGAGCGGCAGAUGGGCGUAGAACCCACACCU
Molecule: messenger RNA, 1146 nt
Organism: Cololabis saira (Pacific saury)
Lineage: Eukaryota; Metazoa; Chordata; Actinopteri; Beloniformes; Belonidae
Gene: ppm1ka
Product: protein phosphatase, Mg2+/Mn2+ dependent 1Ka
Exons: 8
Coding region: 2-1135 (377 amino acids)
Biological process (GO): protein dephosphorylation
Molecular function (GO): protein serine/threonine phosphatase activity; cation binding
Source: RefSeq, a predicted model, not a curated record